CCCGAGCUCACUCCGGGCACACUCCCAGCCAGCCUCCAGACAUUGGUCUUUAGAAACUUCAAUUAUCAAGGGCGCAUUCAAUCAAGGACACUCCCGUCCUCACUCACUUCAUUGACAUUCUCCUCUGGUUGGUUCGACUUGCCUCUUGCCCAAGCAUACCUAUCACCGAUCAAAUCACUCAAGACAUUAACACUUGGCCUGAAUUACAAUCAACCUCUGAACGAAGGUGAUAUCCCGCCUACUGUGGAGAGAUUGAUGUUUGGCUCAAAGUUCAACCAAUUGAUUACUCCUGGAUCAAUGCCAAACUCUAUUACAGAGUUGAACAUGGGAAACUCUUACAAUCAACGAAUCUCAGUUGGUUCACUUCCAUCAUUUCUCAAAUCAUUGACCUUUGGUUAUGCGUUCAAUCAAGUGCUCGAGCCUGGUACUCUUCCCCCAUCACUCACGACAUUGACUCUUGGUUAUACGUUCAAUCAAGUUAUCCCACCAGGUACCCUCCCUCUAUCACUCACGACAUUGACUUUUGGUAAUAUGUUCAAUCAAGUUAUCGCACCAGGUACCCUCCCCCUAUCACUCACCACAUUGACUCUUGGUGAGAGGUUCAAUCAAGUGAUCGUGCCUGGAAUGUUUCCAGAGUCAUUGCACACAUUGAUCAGCAAAGCAAGCAAUCAUAUAUACCAAACCAAUCCAGAUGCAGACACAGUAUAUCCCAAGUCAUUCACUUCGAUGACGCUAAGUUGUCAAAUCAGUCCCGGAUCUUUGCCGUCAUCCCUCUCUUCACUGGUCUUCUUGUCGCAGCCCUACUUGAUUCCUGGUUCAUUACCCCAGUCACUGGUGAGCCUAGAGUUUCCCAAAGGAUACAAUGAGAUAUUGGACUCAGAUGUGCUUCCUCAAUCACUAAGACGCUUGAAGAUUGGCAUGUUCUACAAAAAGAAUAGUGGCAAAACAAAGCUCACAGGGACACUCUCACAUCUAACUUUGGAUUCAUUCAAGCGUAUAGAUAAGCUGGACAAAUUCCUUGGCCAAGAAGAUAGACGCACACACCUCGUGAUCAAGGACAUUGUUGACCAGCGCAAAGUCACCAAGGAGAGAGCCGAUGUACCCCUAAAGUCACUCUCAAUCUGGUGCGCAGUACAUUGUUCAAACAAACGUCGCAUUCCCAAUCAGGAGGCAUUUCUUGUUCAAACAAUUGUAUCAAACAUCCCCAAUGUGCAGCUAUACAGGAUUGGACUGAAUCAUGGUAGGAAG
Molecule: messenger RNA, 1248 nt
Organism: Acytostelium subglobosum LB1
Lineage: Eukaryota; Evosea; Eumycetozoa; Acytosteliales; Acytosteliaceae
Exons: 2
Source: RefSeq, a predicted model, not a curated record